Carcharodon carcharias (great white shark) is the source of this 1738-nucleotide messenger RNA. It is a transcript of the gene smyd2a, whose product is annotated as SET and MYND domain containing 2a. Gene Ontology annotation, cellular component: nucleus. Bases 239 to 1531 code for a protein of 430 amino acids. NCBI's taxonomy places the organism in Eukaryota, Metazoa, Chordata, Chondrichthyes, Lamniformes, Lamnidae. The record is from RefSeq and is a predicted model, not a curated record. The transcript has 12 exons. Gene Ontology annotation, molecular function: protein binding; protein-lysine N-methyltransferase activity; histone methyltransferase activity.
AGCAGACGGCGAGCUGACUGCAGCAAUGAGGAUGGGAGUGAGCGCUGAGCCGCUUCCAUUUAAGUAGUUGGUGCUGGACGGUCGCCGCGUGAGUGAGUGAGAGGAAGAGGUGGGGGUGUUUGAGACCGGCAGCUAUGGAGUCCGAUCGCUGAGAGGUGGGGAACAAAGUGAAGGGGAAGCGAGAGAGAGAGAGGCCCGCCGGAGAGCUGCUGUAGAAAGCGGGGCCUCACUUCACCCAAUGCCCGGGGCCAUGGAGAGAUUUCUGAGCGAGGGCAAGGGACGGGGUCUGAAGGCUGGGAAAGACUUUGGCAUAGGAGAGCUGGUCUUCACAUGCCCAGCCUACACCCAUGUCCUGACUGUCAAUGAACGGGGAAAUCACUGUGAAUUCUGCUUCGCUCGUAAGGAGGGUUUGGCAAAGUGUGGUCGUUGUAAACUAGCAUUCUACUGCAAUGUAACCUGUCAGAAAGCUGACUGGCCGAUGCAUAAACUGGAAUGUUCUUCCAUGAGCAAAUUUGGACAGAAUUGGAACCCCUCAGAGACAGUCAGGCUGUUGGCAAGAAUCCUGGUCAAACAGAAAAUGCACCCAGAGAAAACACCUUCAGAGGAAUUAUUAGCUGUUAGUGAGUUUGAAUCACACCUAGAUAAAUUGGAUAAUGAAAAACGAGAGUUGAUUGAGAGUGACAUUGCUGCCCUUCAUCAUUUCUACUCUAAGCACUUUGAUUUUCCUGACCGGGCUGCCUUGAUUGAGCUAUUUGCUAAGGUCAACUGUAAUGGAUUCACAAUUGAAGAUGAAGAACUGUCUCACUUGGGUUCUGCUAUCUUUCCAAGUGUUGCUCUGAUGAAUCACAGCUGUUGCCCGAAUGUGAUUGUGACCUACAAGGGGACAACUGCAGAGGUCAGAGCUGUUAAGGAGAUAAGCCCUGGAGAAGAGAUUUUCACCAGCUAUAUUGAUCUGCUGUAUCCGACUGAAGACAGACAAGAUCGAUUAAGGGAUUCCUAUUUCUUUACUUGCGACUGCAGAGAAUGUGCAACAAAAGCAAAGGAUAAAGAAAAGUUGGAGAUUACAAAAUAUGGUGAACCGCCAAAGCCAGAGGUCAUCAAGGAAAUGAUUAAAUAUGCUCGGAAUAUAAUUGAAGAGUUCAGGAGAGCUAAGCACUACAAAACCCCUAGUGAGCUGCUGGAGAUCUGUGAGUUAAGUCUGGACAAGAUGGGCUCGAUCUUUGAGGAUAACAAUGUCUACAUGCUGCACAUGAUGUAUCAGGCCAUGGGAGUCUGCCUGUAUAUGCAAGACUGGGACGGAGCUCUACGUUAUGGUCAAAAAAUAAUCAAACCUUACAGCAGCAAACACUAUCCAGCAUAUUCCCUAAAUGUUGCCUCAAUGUGGCUGAAACUGGGACGGUUAUAUAUGGGCCUGGAACACCAUUCUGCUGGAGCCAAGGCACUGAGGAAGGCAUUGGCCAUUAUGGAAGUGGCGCAUGGCAAGGAUCAUCCAUAUGUUCUUGAAAUUCAAAAAGAGCUGGAGGAAAAAUGAAUGUUUUCCUGAAAUGCUUCAUUUACAGUCAUAAUGUGAGACUGAAUGAUGGUGUCCGUCAACAAACUGAUCAUUUGAAAUAUUUCUUCAUAUCUGCAUCGACCAGUCUCAGAAUAAUGGCAUGAAGGUCAAAGGAAUGCUGUUUUUAUUUUUGUUCUGUUUUUAAUAUUUAAAUGCAUAUUACAAUAAAAGUAUUGUAAAAGCGUU